Molecule: messenger RNA, 1014 nt
Organism: Ambispora gerdemannii
Lineage: Eukaryota; Fungi; Glomeromycota; Glomeromycetes; Archaeosporales; Ambisporaceae
Source: the annotation of a GenBank genome assembly
AUGGCUUGUUGGUCGAAACUUAUUGUCGCAAAUUUUGUAUUCAAAACAAUUAUCGGCACCUCACCAUCCUUCGAGUCGUCACCUAACCAAAUAGAAGAAAUUAUAGACCGAAUUGAUGAUUUCAUGGAAAUGAUGAAUUACUUUUGUCUGAUUCCGCGUUGGAUUAGAUAUCAUUUGCCUUGGUUUAAGACACGUACCGCAAAGUAUCUGAAUAGUAAAAAACAAUUGGAUGUAAUAUUGGAUGAAAUUAUCGAGCAGCGUAUAAAGGCAAUCAACAAUUGGGCGCCAGACAAAGCAUUGGAUGCGGACCUGCUGACGCUAUUGCUACUUGUGAGGGAUUCGAUUGAAAAAUUUCCCCAAGAAAUUUUGAGGCCUUUUGAUAGACACGAAAUACAACACUUUUUAAUUGAAAUUUUUCUUGCUGGAAUCGAUUCAACUUCCAGCACAAUAUGCUCUAUAAUUUAUUUUGUCUGCAAAAAUCCUCAUGUAAAAAAACUCUUAGUCGAAGAAAUCGAAAAAAUAUUCGGACCUAAUCUUGAACAGCCAGUCACCACUCAAUCCCUGAAUAAACUCGUUUAUUGUGAAGCAGUCAUAAAAGAAACGAAUCGAUCGAUACCUUUCGUUCCCAUAACUAGCCGAUAUUCUGAAAGUCCUGAUGAAUUAGGUGGCUUUCAUUGGCCAGCUGGCACCAAUAUAGGCAUCAAUAUUCACGGAAUUCAUAUGAAUACGUUACAUUGGACUGAUCCACACAGUUUCAAACCUGAAAGAUUUAUUUCUGCUGACGGAAACGAACUUGUUCCCGAAACAAAAAACACAUUUCUCAUGUUUGGACGUGGAGUUCGCGCGUGCAUGGGUCGUAAAUUGAGUAUGAUUAUUGUAAAAACUUUUAUGGUGUUGAUUUUCACCAAAUACGAGGUAGAAUUGUUGAAUGAAGGUCAGGAUUUGAAGAUUAAAUAUAAUGGUACUAAUAAGUGUGAAGAGUUUUUUAUUCAUUUGAAACCAAGAAUAAGAUAG